Molecule: messenger RNA, 1248 nt
Organism: Penicillium egyptiacum
Lineage: Eukaryota; Fungi; Ascomycota; Eurotiomycetes; Eurotiales; Aspergillaceae
Source: the annotation of a GenBank genome assembly
AUGUCUGCCAGGCGCCAUCAUUCUUUUACUUUGGUCGUAUUUGGCGGCAGUAUCGUUGACCCUUACCUGGCUACUGAUUUUGUCAUGGUCUCAAAAAAGUUCAUGGCUGAUGGACUCGACCCUACCUGUCUAUCCGGGACGCAUCUCCGCCUCAUCACCGAUAUGUCAGGUCCCUUCUUAUUUGGCCGCGAUGACCUGCGGUCGCUGUCCCAGAUCUACGAUAGCUCCGAGGCUGCAAAUCCCUUUUACCGCAUCGCUGGGCCAGGCGGUUUGAAGCGCGAGAUACUCAACUGGGUCCGCAAUGUCUCUACUCGCGUGGUCUCUGGCGACCGAGUCAUCAUCAUUUUCAUGGCGCAAGGUCUCCAAAGAUCGGAUAUUAUUCUCAACUCGCAGAUCGGUACCGAGUAUCUUACCAGAGCGGAAGUCACCACGGCACUUGCAAUCUUGCCCCAGGGCAUUCGGGUUCUCCUUGCUAACGAGGCUUGCUACUCUGGGUCCUGGGCAACGAUCGCCGCAGAUACUGACUCUGGCCGUGAUGCUGCGGUCGCGACUGCCGGGUCAAUUGGGGAACAAUCGUAUAACUACCGCUCCGCAUCCGGCAGAUACCGCUGCUCCUUGUUCGCAGCAGCAUUCAUCGAAGAGCUGACAACCCAUGCCGAGGGCCGUAUUGACCGGCACUAUACCAGGAUAAGGGAAGAGAUGAGUCACGUCUCACCCAACCAGGACAGCUGCACCCUUCUAUUGGUUCCAUCGAGCAGAAGUCUGUGGUCUCACAAUAUAGCCCACUUCGUCCUGACUCCAAAUAUCGCAACCGCUAUCGCGAACCUACCAUCGGACCAGAGCCGCCAUGAAUUGCUUCUCCAAUCGCGCUCCCAGGCGCAGACAUUCUGGGCCAGGCACCGAUCCAUUCGAUUACCAGGGCAGGGGCAUGCCAACGAGGCAUCAGAGGAUUCCGAUAUGGAGCUCGGGCUCAUCCAUAGCUACCUCGAUGAACUUGGCAACGCAGCAGCGGAUCAAAAUCGCUGUACACUGGCGACCGCUUGUCAUCUUGUUGUCGAUGGCCGUGUCGGAGAGGACAUGAAACACCGCAUUGUCAACACCAUUGCGUGGCAGGAUACCCAAAUGUUACGGGUCUAUGGACUUCUCUCCCUUCUCGUUGACGAAGCGCUGAUAUCACCGCCACUUGAUGAAAGGGCUUGCAGCGAGUUGGCCAAGAAGGACUAUGAAGCUUGGUUGGAGUUGGCAUGA